GCACUUAUGUAGUUUUUAUUUGAUUUGUAUUAAUGAUCACUUUAUGAAAUUGUUUGGCACUAAUGAUUUGUAUGGGCAUAAAAGCCCUCAUAGGUUUGUGUAUCACUAUGCUUGAAAAAGGCUCCAGGAGGAGCUGAAACGUUGUAAUGCUGACAUGAGACAUUAAAUCACUUAUUUUGUUGGAGUGCUGCGCCUGUAUCUGGUUUUUAUCUUGGAUGGACUCUGAUCAAGUCCUUUGGGACGCUGGCACCAAUUUUUUGGUUGGACUGGAUAAGUAGUGCUGCUUUAUUUUGGGAUUAUAAUUGUGAUUCGAUUGCUGGCACACUGAAAUAAUGGAAAACUUAAAUAGAAGUAUUGGUUCUCAUGUUUCUUCAUAUGCUGAGGAAGAGGUCAAUAGAAUAUUGGGAGGCCUUAAAGGGGAUGCCACCUUUCUAGCUACACCUACUACCAUUGAUGUUAAGAGAAGCUUUGAGUAUGAGUCUAAACGGUUAAUCAACAUGGAAUUGCACCUUACUACUUUGGGGGAAUACUAUAGAAGUAAACGUAUCCCUAGAGGAAUGAGAUCAAGGUUACGGCCCUCGGUAUAUACAGAGAGUGUGGACUUUAAAAGGAGGUUUGAAGAGAUUUCGGAUAGAUAUGCUCUUGAUAUCAUCCUUUUGAAUCUGGAUCAUUUACAAAGUGAAUUGACUGCUGUACAAGCAAGAGUUUUGGAUUUAGAACAGAGUCUGUCUAAGAUGUUGUCUGGAGAUGAAUUUUCUGCAUAUAUGGAUAGCAACAGGGAACGCUUGGAUAAAUUCAGAAACGAAGUUAUGGAUACAAAGAAAAGAAAAUGGUAUAGAGAUCAGAUGGACUAUACUAAAGGGAGAGUGUACACAUGGAACCAACAAUGGCUUAAUAAUGUGGAUAAUCAAUUUUCUUCUCCCCGACGGGGCAAAUCUAACAAAUCACUUCCAAGAAAUGUAACUAACAAUUCUGCUCCUUCCAAAGAUUUUUUAGUAGCAGGACCAUCAGUGAACAAUUCUACAAGAAACCCACCAGAAGAGGUGGUCGAAAAAGACAUCGGUCAAGGAAAAACCCGAAGACAGAAGCAAGGGAAACUGACACCUGCCCUAUUUCAGGACAACAAGAGAAAGACUUAAAAGACACAGAGACUGUGAAUUGGAUAUUUGAAGGAGGAGACUUCACCUGCUCCAACAUUGCAAAAAUGAACAGUUUUGGAAUGUACUAUCUAUAUGUUUGAAGAAUUUCCAUCUAUGCUUUGUUGAACUGAAUAAAUGCUGUAUGAGUGCAGUAGUGGUGUAGUAGUAUCUGUACUGGGAA
Molecule: messenger RNA, 1320 nt
Organism: Hyla sarda
Lineage: Eukaryota; Metazoa; Chordata; Amphibia; Anura; Hylidae
Exons: 2
Coding region: 333-1139 (268 amino acids)
Source: RefSeq, a predicted model, not a curated record